This is a messenger RNA of Colletotrichum aenigma, 921 nucleotides long. RefSeq lists its product as uncharacterized. Bases 1 to 921 code for a protein of 306 amino acids. The transcript is spliced from 2 exons. The record is from RefSeq and is a predicted model, not a curated record. Gene Ontology annotation, molecular function: protein binding. NCBI's taxonomy places the organism in Eukaryota, Fungi, Ascomycota, Sordariomycetes, Glomerellales, Glomerellaceae.
AUGGCCCAAAAUAAUGCGAGUACCGCCAGCGAUGAUGCCAGCAAGACCAUCGACGUCGCUGCCGAUGGCGACAUCAUUAUGAUCGUUGGUCCUGAGCAGCAAAAGUUCCGAGUCCACUCUAUCAUGCUCAAGUUCGCUUCGAAGGUUUUCAAAGCCAUGCUAGGUCCUAAUUUCGCAGAGGGCCGUCAACUCCGCAACAACAGCCUCCGCGGCGAAAUCACCGAGAUCAAGCUCCCGGAAGACAACGCUGAUGGCAUGAGCACCAUUUUCUAUCUUCUUCAUCAUCGUGUCGACAAAAUACCGGAAUCCUUCCCUGCUCUUGUCUUGUUCCAGAUCGGCAUCGCCGCCAACAAGUACAAUUUGGUCAUGGUCUUGAAGCACACCAUCGCCGGCGCUAUCCAUCGGACCAUCAAUGACGGCAGAGGGUUGAAAGAUAUGAGCAUGCUUGAUGUCUGGUAUCUGACCAUUUCUGCAGCCUGCUUCGAUGACCCUGCCGACUUUGCAACACUUACUCACGCCUUGGUCUGGCAUUACGGCGACGCCUUCGUCCAUUUGGUGGAGAAGGCGGCCAUCGAUGAUUUACUGGCGUAUCGCUUGUGUGGUCUUCUUGAAAUGGAACGCUCCAAGAUUCGUUCCGAAAUCUAUCGGGGAGUCCUCAUCGCGUGCUCCGGGCCAGGCCAGCGUUUUGAUGGACAUCUUACCAAGAUCGAUUGGGCCUAUAGGCCUGGUGACAAGUGGGAUAUGGCUGAGACUCUGACAAAGGGAAGCUUACACGCGAUAUGGGAAUACGUCGACGACACGGACCUGGAGUUUCACCUCUUGGAUGAUGUGCUCUACAUUGAUGACUUCAGGGAGUUGCCGUGGAUGAAAGCUGUCCGUGAAUCUGGAGUGGUGUUGCUGAAAAACGCGCGCAAGACCUGA